CAAGCGCUAGCACCAAUCAGCACACAAUGCAGGGAUUCGCUUCCAUGCGCAGCCAAUGGGCGUUUGGAUACAGGGCGGGGCUUGACGUUACCACGGCACGGGCAACGUCAAGUAUAAAGGGAAUAACAUGGUGCUGUUGAGUGCAUGUUUACGUUAAGGGAGGACAACAGAAAGAGAUCUAAUAGCCUACGAAUUUAAUUUAAAACGCCUUUUAUAGUCUAGUUUUUUAAAUUCACACUGUAUUUUGGUAUGUGAUUGCCUAACUACUCAUGUGCCGCUUGUCCCAAUGGAAAGGGGGUUUCAGUUUGGAAACGUGUGCACAUCCCUGCUGCUGCUGCUUGUUUUGGGAACGUUAACGGUUACUUUGAAAAGUCAGUUUCUCUCAGAGAGAGAACUCAAAGUGGCUCCGACGCCAAACACCGAGACGCCGCAACAUGCUGCCGUUAUGGAGCGGCCACGGGACAGCGUCGGAGGAGCCCCUGGCAUCGGAGAAGUGACCGUAGAGGACGACGAGUACGGCUCGACCGGGGAGAGCGAAGAGCCGUCUGGAGACAGCGACGCAAACUUCCAUAAGCAGCGGAGGGUUCUGGUCAUCAUCAGCACACUGGAUGGGAGAAUCGCUGCUCUGGAUCCUCUAAACCAGGGACGCAAGCAGUGGGACCUGGAUGUGGGCUCAGGCUCUCUAGUGUCCUCUAGCCUCAGCAAACCAGAGAUUUUUGGGAACAAGAUGUUCAUUCCCUCUCUGGAUGGAGCUCUGUUUCAGUGGAACAGGGACAGGGAGAGUAUGGAGGCUGUUCCAUUCAGUGUUGAGUCCCUGCUGGACUCCUCGUACCGCAUCGGAGAGGACACUGUGAUUGUAGGGGGCAAGUCCCUCACCACAUAUGGCCUUGGCGCAUACAGCGGCAAGUUGAAGUAUAUUUGUUCAGUAGUGGGCUGCAGUCGGUGGGGAGACGAGGAAGGAGAGCCAGAGGACGUACUGUUAUUCCAGAGAACACAGAAAACUGUCAGAGCCGUGAGGCCUCGCAAUGGGUUUGAGAAAUGGAACUUCAGCGUGGGAAACUUUGAGCUAAAAUUCAUCCCAGAAAUUCAGUCCAACAUCAACUUUCUGGAGGGGGAGGCAUCUAAUGGGGAGACGUGGCGAGAGGUCAGACAUGAAGCACAACGCGUCAUCCAAGAGGAAACCGACGCACAAACCAAAAAUCAUGCAAAUACGCAUCCAAACUCGCACACUCGGGUAGAGGGCUUAGACCUGGUCAUUAAGGUUUCUGUGCCGGACUGGAAAGUCAUGGCCUUCAGCACCAAACCAGAAGGACAGCUGAUCUGGGAGCAUCAGUUUUGCACACCCAUUGCCUCUGCAUGGUUGGUAGGAGGGGGGAAGGUGACACCCAUUAGCCUGUUCGAUGACAACUCUUAUAACUCCCACACUGAGACUGAAGCUCAGGAGGAUGAUGACAUCAUGGAGGAGGCCCGCGGGGCCACAGAGUCCAGCGUUUACCUGGGAAUGUUUCAGGGUCAGCUGUAUCUCCAGUCCUUUGUGAGAAUCUCCGAGAAGUUUCCAUCAAAGCCCAAAGCUCUGAAUGGUUGGAGCAGUAACAGUGACAUGAUGCCACCACCUAUGGUCAAAUGGAAACCCCUCAUCCAUUCCCCUUCCCGUACUCCAGUCCUGGUGGGCUCUGAGGAGUUUGAUAAAUGUCUGAAUAAUGAUAAAUUCUCUCAUGAGGAGUACAGUAAUGGAGCUUUGUCAAUACUGCAGUACCCGUAUGAUAAUGGCUACUACUUUCCAUACAGUCCUCGUUACCGCAACCGGCGUGAUGAGACGGCAGUGAGUGUUCUGCUGAAGAAAGAUGGAGAGGGGUCACAGGUGAGAAGGAAAGACCCUGUGCUGCUUCUGCCGUGGUGGAAAGAGAUUCUGGGUACCAUCAUCUUCUGCAUCGCUGCCACCACCUACAUUGUCCGCAAGUUCUUCCACCCACCCACAACAUAUGUCCGGCAACGAAAGGAGUCUGAGACUCAGUGUCAAACUGACAGCAAGUUUGAACUGGACGUUUCAGAACCCAAAGAAGUUGUUGUCACAGAGACACGUCCCUGUGAAUAUGUCUCUAGGUACUUGACAGACUUUGAGCCAGUGCAGUGUUUGGGACGUGGUGGAUUUGGUGUUGUGUUUGAGGCACGCAACAAAGUGGACGACUGCAACUAUGCCAUCAAGAGGAUCCGUCUACCCAACAGGGAAUUGGCCCGUGAGAAGGUCAUGCGAGAGGUGAAAGCUCUAGCUAAGCUGGAACACCCAGGCAUCAUCCGUUACUUUAACGCUUGGCAGGAGAGCCCGCCGCAGGGCUGGCAGGAGGACAUGGACAAAUGCUGGCUCAAAGAUGCGAGUACCGCUGACUGGCUGCUGAGCUCUCCUGAUCACAUGGAGGCGUUCUCAGUCAAGGUUCCUGUGGCCACUCCUUCUCCAGUGGACUCCUCAUGCAUGUGUGCGACUGGUGGGGACAUGAGCGUGUGCGUCGGGGAUCAAGUGUGUGUGGAGGGCCUGGGGCCGCACAGUAUGAUGUCAGAGCGUGACAGUCAGGCUGACCCAGACGCUGUCCUGGAGGUCUCAGAUUCCCCACACUCCUUUGAGCUCUGCCCUCCCCGCACAGUUACUCACGGCGACUGCACUUCUUCCUCCUUCGAUAUCGUCUUCGAGGACUCAGGUUGUGAACACCAGGACAAUGACAGUGACGGAAGUACACCAGUGCCACCUGCGUGCCUUUCACAGUCUGACCCCAAACCUCAGUGUAGUGUAUCAGCGGGACCUCCCGCUUCCUUACCUUCAAGGCCCACCUCUCUGAGCCUGGCCCCCAGCACCCCCUGUCCUGCCACGCGGCCCCCGCUCACACCUAAGGUCUACUUGUACAUUCAGAUGCAGCUGUGCAGGAAGGAGAACCUAAAGGACUGGAUGGCUCAGAGGUGUCUGCCUGAGCUCAGGGAACACACUCAGUGUCUGGACAUCUUCUUGCAGAUCGCAGAAGCUGUGGAUUUCCUGCAUAGCAAAGGGCUUAUGCACAGAGAUCUUAAGCCAUCUAAUAUCUUCUUCACAAUGGAUGACGUGGUGAAGGUGGGAGACUUUGGACUGGUCACUGCCAUGGAUCAGGAGGAAGAUGACGAGGAGCUGAGUACCCUCACACCAAUGCCAGUCUAUGCCCGUCACACUGGCCAAGUGGGCACUAAACUCUACAUGAGCCCUGAACAGCUGUCUGGGAAUUCUUAUUCUCACAAGGUAGACAUAUAUUCCCUCGGCCUGAUUCUUUUUGAGCUUCUCUAUCCAUUCCGCACCCAGAUGGAGAGAGUCAGGACUCUCACAGAGGUCAGAGCCCUGCAGUUUCCUGUUGCUUUUUGUAAGGCCAAUGCCCUGGAAGUAAGUUUGUUUGCGUUUUGGUUCUCAACUAUUUUAACUCAAAGGCCCCCUAUAUUUAAACUGGAGCUGGAGGUGCCCUGCAGAAUCCGACAACGCACUCGAACGUACAGCGCUUCAUCUGCAGGACGACCGUCGCGACAGAUAUCCUCAUCAAACUAGAACUCCCACUCAAAGACAGACACAUACUGUGCCUCAUCUGCAGGAUGACAAACACAACCAGUCACCACCUCUUAGAACGCACAUCAUUCAGACACUUUUGUACAGAUAAAGAGCAGAUAAACUGAGCCCAACUAAACAGAUCAUUCCACAAACCUCUACAACUCGUAACCAUAAAACAAGCUGCACGCUGUGGCGUUUGUGCCAAGGGCAUUCAGUGAUUUACAAUAAGCCCCCCAUUGCAUUUCUUUCAACUCAUAGUUGACCAAUCCCAUGAUUCCAUGCUCCGGAAACAUUUUAACACUCCCACACACACACACUUGCUGUAGGAGGAGAGUUGUUGUUUUUCCAGUGCUAACGAAUGCUGAUGAAUGACCUGCCUUUGAAUGCCGUUCACUCUGCAUGUCUUAAACAGGAAGUUGUGCGACGUGUGCUUUCCUGUCCGAACGGAAAGUUGUAGGAGUUAUUUUUCUCCUCUAAUGUAAAUAGGCUAAAAUAAUAAGCAGGAGAGGGUUUGUGUGCUUUAAAGGUGCUCGUUCAAGACUGAACGCACAAGUUCAGUGGCAUUAUAGCCACUCGUGGUUACAGUGUUAGUGGCUUAGGUGCACAUUACUGGAUGAACAUGAAUCUGCAUAUGCCUGAGCGGAUGUGGAAAUAUUCAAACUGCCUUUAAGCUGGACUUUAAGACAUGAAUGACACGUUUGUGAUGAUGGUCAGUAUGAGACUUAGAACUGAGACUUUAAACAUCAUUCUGUAAAAUACUUCAUGUCAUUAGCACCCAGAAAGGUAGUUUACUGUAUUUCGAAUAAUUUUGAAACACAUUUUUCCUAAAAAAAAUAAAAACUGAAUAAGAAGUGCUUUGACUAAUUACACAAUAAGAAAGGAUACAGCUGGAGGAAUCACUUCAACCAAAUAUUCAGCACAUACCCUUAAUUGUAACAUAUCAGGUAAUUACUGAUUGUGUGAUUUUUCUUGCCAAUUUUGAUUAGAAGGACUCAAUUUUCUUUUGUAUAUGAUGGAAUUUUCUGUAUAGUAACUGCUUUUUAUGACUUUUUUUUUUUUUCAACUUCUAUGGACAAUUUUCCUAAGAAUUUUUGUCAAAGUUUGAGAGAAUGGCGAUAAGAGUGGAUCUUUAUGGUCUCUGGUGAUGGAUUUGAUCUCUGUGGUCGUGUUAAAGAGCACUGGGUGCCUCUGCACCUUAAGGAACCGCUUCUGUAUGUAUGUGAAUACUGGUGUGUUUCCUGAACGGGCCUUUAUGCAGCAGAACGGACAUGAGAUUAUGACCUUUGACCCUUAAUCAAGAGGACUGCAUCCUGUAAUCCACGUCAGGGACCACUUAUGAACCCUUCACCUUUUAACCUGUAUCUGUGACCCCGACCCAGUGAAGAGAGCAACAAGUGCUGAUCCUGUUUGUUUCGAUCACUGUGGCAAAUCCUUCCACCAGAUCUUUCCCUGCUUAAUGAUCUUCUUCAGUCUCUUGAUUUAAAUCGGUUUUAUUCAUGUCUGGUUCAUUGUUGUUAAUGUAGCAUUUGGUUCUGACAAUUCAGUUUCUCCAGUGUUUUUCAGAUGUUUUGUUUUUCCCUGUGACUGUUGAAAUCCCAGUUCAUUCUUUAGCCCAGCCUUGUCUCCUGCCGUCUUUGUAAAUAUGUUAAUUUGUUUUUAUUUAUGUUGAGUACAAAAAUCAAUCCGUUGGAUUGGUUGAGGUAUAAAUAAGGUAUAUGAAUGCACUUCAUCCAGUGGAGUGCGUUGAAAUAUUGUGACUUCUUACAAGUCAGAAUUUAAUAAACAUUCUAUGAUGUUU
Sinocyclocheilus rhinocerous is the source of this 5354-nucleotide messenger RNA. RefSeq names its product eukaryotic translation initiation factor 2-alpha kinase 3-like. Gene Ontology annotation, cellular component: cytoplasm; nucleus. The coding region runs from base 287 to 3556 and encodes 1089 amino acids. NCBI's taxonomy places the organism in Eukaryota, Metazoa, Chordata, Actinopteri, Cypriniformes, Cyprinidae. Gene Ontology annotation, biological process: eiF2alpha phosphorylation in response to endoplasmic reticulum stress. The record is from RefSeq and is a predicted model, not a curated record. Gene Ontology annotation, molecular function: eukaryotic translation initiation factor 2alpha kinase activity; protein binding; ATP binding. The transcript has 17 exons.